AGCAGCAGCACACUCUGCCCUGCUCCCUCUUCACCUUACACACAAGCGCAAGGCGAAGGAAACAGCGCAGAAGCGAACGCUAUGGCUCAGGGAAGGGGCAGUGCAGCGCGGGGGCUCGCCCUCGGCGGCUUGCUCGCCGUGUGCCUCCUCCUCGGCGCCGCUCACAUCGCCGCCGCGGCCACCCACAGCGUCGACUGGUCGUUCAACGCGGACGGCUGGUCCCAGGGCAAGAUCUUCCGCGCCGGCGACGUGCUGGUGUUCAACUACAACCCCUCCGUGCACAACGUGGUGGCGGUGGACGCUGGCGGCUACUACGGAUGCCGGCCCUCCGGCACGUCGUACAGCUCGGGGAGCGACCGCAUCACGCUCGGCCCCGGCACGAGCUACUUCAUCUGCAGCCUCAACGGCCACUGCGGGAUGGGGAUGAAGAUGGUCCUCACGGCCAGCUGAAGCCAUCAAGACACCACGUACCCCCUCUUAUUGGAGUGCUCGAAGGUUAAUAAGUGCUGUGUCAUCGGUCGUCAGAUCGCGUGCAAGAACUCAGUUAUGCGAUAGCUCUUUGUUCCAUACGUGCGUUACAACUUUAAACGGAUACAGGCUCAUGUGUUUUGUAUGGGGAUGUGUUAGGUAAAGCAUGAUGUAUUGA
Molecule: messenger RNA, 646 nt
Organism: Phragmites australis (common reed)
Lineage: Eukaryota; Viridiplantae; Streptophyta; Magnoliopsida; Poales; Poaceae
Product: chemocyanin-like
Exons: 2
Coding region: 82-450 (122 amino acids)
Cellular component (GO): plasma membrane
Molecular function (GO): electron transfer activity
Source: RefSeq, a predicted model, not a curated record